AACCAUUUAAUGAGGACAAUGGGAAAACAAAUCUUCAUCAAUAUUUGCAAGAUACCACUUCUUCUUCUAUUUCUGUACAUGUUCAUCUGUUCACUGGACAUCCUCAGCUCAGCCUUUCAGUUAGCUGGAGGUAAGGUUGCAGGGGACAUAUUUAAGGACAACGCUGUCCUCUCUAACCCUGUGGCGGGACUGGUGGUGGGAAUACUGGUUACUGUCCUGGUCCAAAGUUCCAGCACUUCCACCUCCAUUGUUGUCAGUCUGGUCUCUUCCGGAUUGUUGGAUGUUGGAUCCGCCAUUCCUAUCAUCAUGGGCUCAAACAUAGGCACAUCUGUCACUAACACCAUCGUGGCUCUGAUGCAGGCAGGGGAGAGAGAGGAGUUCAAACGAGCCUUUGCGGGUGCCACAGUGCACGAUUGCUUUAACUGGCUGUCAGUGUUGGUGUUGCUGCCACUGGAAGCCAUCACUGGCAUGAUGAGGCUCACGUCGGGGGCGGUGGUUGAAAGUUUCAACCUCGUGACUGGAGAGAAUGGUCCAGAGCUCCUGAAAGUCAUCACAGAACCCCUCACGAAACGUAUUAUACAGCUGGAUAAGACAGUAAUCGUAGGUAUAGCAACAGGGCAAGAGGUGCUACGCAAUAGGAGCCUGAUAAAAGUCUGGUGCCAGACACGGAUCAUGAUCCAAGAAAAUUUUUCUAUAGUGCCUUCAGAAAACUCAACAGUGCAAAAUGCUGAAAAAUGCACUCAUCUUUUUGUCGAGACGGGUUUGUCUGAUCUGUCUGUGGGGUUGAUUCUGCUGGCUUCUUCUCUGCUGGUGCUUUGCACCUGCCUUCUGCUGCUGGUUAAGUUUCUCAACUCCCUUCUCCAGGGACAAGUAGCCAAAGCUAUCCAGAAAAUCAUCAACUCAGACUUUCCUUUCCCGUUCGGCUGGUUGACUGGCUACCUGGCUAUUCUGGUUGGUGCUGGCAUGACCUUUGUUGUUCAGAGCAGCUCAGUGUUCACUUCUGCCAUCACUCCUUUGAUAGGCAUUGGUGUGAUAAGUAUUGAGCGGGCCUACCCUCUGACCUUGGGCUCCAAUAUCGGAACAACCACUACAGCCAUCUUAGCCGCAUUAGCUAGCCCAGGAGACAAGCUCGCUGCGGCCUUUCAGGUUGCUCUGUGUCAUUUCAUCUUCAAUGUUCUGGGCAUAUUACUUUGGUACCCAGUUCCUCUUAGCCGUCUCCCCAUCCGCAUGGCAAGAUUUUUGGGUGAGAGGACAGCAAAAUACCGGUGGUUUGCUGUGCUGUACCUGAUUCUUUGCUUCCUCCUUCUGCCAUCCAUUGUCUUUGCACUCUCAAUGGCUGGAUGGCAGGUUGUGGUGGGUAUCUGUGUUCCAUGUGUUGCUGUUCUCCUCUGCAUUGUUGUUGUGAAUAGACUGCAAUUACAAAACCCUCACCUCCUGCCUUGGUGGCUGCAAACCUGGGACCACCUGCCUCUCUGGAUGCACUCACUCAAACCAAUGGAUAAAAUCAUCACAAGAGUCACAUUGUGCUGCAGGAAAACCCGGAACAAUAAUCAGAGCCACACGUCUCUUGAGGAUCUUCCACAGCUGACAGAAUGUGAAGCUGAGAAAAAUCUUGCACCUUUAUCACAAAAUGGUCCAUCUUUCAUUUAUAGUUAUGAGACCGAGACUGGGGCUGUUUUUGACUCACUGAAUGGCAAAAGCAGUAGGCUGUAGACAAUAUAUGUGACCCUGGACCACAAAAUCAGUCUUAAAAGGUUAGUUCAUCCAAAACCCAAAAUUAGGCUGUGUUUUACUCACCGCCGAGGUAUCCAAGGUGUAUAUGACUUUCUUCUUUUAGACGAAUCCAGUCAGAUUUGAAUCACAAAUUGUCUUUGAUGUUUCAAGCUCUAUCAUUGCAGUCAGCGGGUGUUGCAUUUCUUCAGACCAAAAAAAGUUAAAUAAAAACCGCCCAUCCAUUAAAAAAAGUCUCAGCCGCCCUCAUACGUCGUCCACCUGCAACUGCUUCCGUUUACAACAGUGAGCGCAAACUAGAUUAUUACAUUUUGAAUAUGGAA
This is a messenger RNA of Carassius carassius (crucian carp), 2054 nucleotides long. Its product is annotated as sodium-dependent phosphate transport protein 2A-like. The transcript is spliced from 10 exons. The record is from RefSeq and is a predicted model, not a curated record. Gene Ontology annotation, cellular component: brush border; apical plasma membrane; vesicle. Gene Ontology annotation, biological process: intracellular phosphate ion homeostasis; sodium-dependent phosphate transport. Gene Ontology annotation, molecular function: sodium:phosphate symporter activity. Lineage: Eukaryota; Metazoa; Chordata; Actinopteri; Cypriniformes; Cyprinidae. The coding region runs from base 10 to 1713 and encodes 567 amino acids.